CACAGAAGUUGUGUCCAUGGUGGGGUAAUUGUGUUUACUAUUGCCUACAAACAAUUUGCUCUUUUGCGUGCUUCGUUAAGCCCCUUUUAGGAGAGUCGCAGAGUGCUUCUUUUGGCAAGUACCCCACACUUUUCCAUCUCUGGCAGGUUCAACUGAGAUUGUAAUGGAAUAUAAUUAUUAUUACACAGACCAUGGGCUUGUCAUUUUAGCAAAGGGGUAAAGUAAAGAGUAAAGAUGUAAAAAUGCUGUCGAAGGUGGGAAAAAUGUUAUGUCCACGGAUACAAUUCUCUUUUAAACUUGCUAUUCCUUCCACCCUUCUCUCUUCCUCUUCUCCACUUCUGCCCACUUCAUUCAGCUUUCCUCAUCUCAUUCAUCUUUUCUCAUCUCCUUUUCUCUCUCAUUCAACCCAUUAAACCUAUAGUAUUUAUCUAUACCUAUUUUAUUGUGUUUUAUUAUAUUUUAUUUUAAUUGCACUCACAUAAAAGCUGAUUCAAUAUGGACGACCUAAGACCAUUGCCAUUGACGCAAGUAGCGCCAUCACUGCCGUGCAGUAGUAGAACCACGACCAGCGUAGGCACCAGUCUUAAACUUACACCUUUGGACCUACCUGAGAUUCUGACCCGUAUUUGCCAAUUCAUCCCUUUAUGGUCAGGGGAAGGAUUCCAUCGUGAAUUUCAACCUCUGUCUCUUCUUCGUUGCUCAGAAGUCUCACGCGCGUUUCGCCAAACUUGUCUGCCCAUCUUAUGGUUUGUCUAUGAUGGCUUCCGGAUGCGGAACGUUCCUGCCGCCAUUUUAACCAAAUACUCUCAUCUCUUCCGAAUCAUCUCCAACACUGGGCCUUUCAAGGGCCCAUUUCGUUGUAACAAUUUGAUCGAGUUAUCAACUGUAUAUGGCCAAGAGUGGUCUCGAGAGCUACUAGUGACCAACCCUGGCCUGAAACGACUUGUCUGGGGUGGACCAUACCAUCGUCGAAUCGAGACUCUGGAACAACAACAGGAAUGGGAGUUGGAAUUGAAAGCAUUGAUGGGCCUUGGAAAUUUGGAUGUCUUGACAACAUCGGGUUUUAGUCUUGGAGAGGGUAUCUUUGUCAAAGUAUUAAGGAACAAUGCCAGCAAAUUAUCGAACUUACAACUGUCUUCGGCUGUGGAAGGAGUUACCUCAAUCGAAGGAUUGGAAUUACCUCAUCUAACAGAAUUACAUAUCGCUUUUGGAGGAACUGAAAGUCCAGCCCUGGUGGACCUUGUCAGAUGUUGUCCCCGACUCCAAAGAUUGUCCCUUACAGGGUCGAGGACGAGAUCUCCUGUGGCAACGCCAGCUCCAUUGAAUGUAGCAUACAUAGGCCAUCAUUCCCAUAAUAAUGGCACCGGUCACAUGAACAUGAACAUGAACAGUAGCAAAGAAUUUCAAAUCGAGCGACUUUCUCAGAACAUUCAAGAGUUCUGUCCAGAAUUAAGCAGCAUCAAAUUCACGUCCAAUCACUCCAGCGGCAGCAGCACAGGCAUGAGCAUAGGUGGUAGUUUGCAACAUUCUCAUUCUGGAGUCCAUAUGAACCAAUGUUUCCUACAUGACCACGAAUUGGCAGCCUUGGUCAACGCCUGUCGCCAUCUUGAAUCUUUCUCUGCAGACAUGGCCACACUCAACUAUGCCCUCGCACAAGCCCUUAAAGGACAACAACGUUCUUUACAGUCCUUGACCCUAUCAUUCUAUCCCUCUGUAUCCUCUGACCCAACUGGGUCUGAUCGUGUUAGAGAAGUUCAUUGUGUUCGACAACUCAAAGCUUCGUUGAGGCAAUUGAAGGAGCUCAGCUUGUCUUGGAAUCAUGGGUUGAUGAUCAAUACCAUCUCCAUGGAGGAUCUAGUAGAGGAAAUCCUUCUCUUCCUAGAAGAGCCAUGGGCUUGUUCUAGUCUCGAAACCCUCAGUAUCAAUGGCAUGAUCGAGCCAGUCGCCCUUCCUUCGUCUUUACCGUCAUCACCAGCAGCAGCAGCAACGAGAACGACAGAUUUUGUUGGCAGGGCUGGAGCUGGAGCUGGAGCCGGAUAUGAAACUAAAACACCGAUUGAAUGCUUACGACAGUUUUCAAGGAGCCACAGCAAUGGCAGUCUCCAUAACGGCCUCAAUGGAAGCGCCCAAAAUGGUGCCUUUUUUAACAACAGCAUUAGCAAUGCAGACACAGAAUUGGUGAUACAAAGUCUUUCGUUAUCGUCUUUAGACCUUUCCUCACUGACGAAAUUAAGGAACCUUAAUUUAGAUCAUGCAAGCUACGAACGUAAAACAAUGGAAAAACAGGCAAUAGCAACACUGUCAUCGUCGUCAUCAUAAAUAAUCGCCUCCAUCAACACUAACAUUCAUUACCAUCAUUUUUGAUGGCUUCUAAAAUCCUUUUUUAAGACAUCUGACAGAAAUGUGAGAAAACAAUGCAAAACAAUAAUACAUGGGUUACAAUUUUCCGUAAUUCUCAUAACAUAUAUAAACUUAAUAAACAGC
Molecule: messenger RNA, 2484 nt
Organism: Lobosporangium transversale
Lineage: Eukaryota; Fungi; Mortierellomycota; Mortierellomycetes; Mortierellales; Mortierellaceae
Exons: 1
Coding region: 496-2319 (607 amino acids)
Source: RefSeq, a predicted model, not a curated record